AUGCUGAGCCACGCUGUGGUCCGAGGCGGCCUCGGCCUGCUGGCCGUGAAGCGGGCGUGCGUCCUCUCUCGCCUCGCUCACACCUCCCGGCAGAGCGAGUAUCGACCAAUCAAGAAAGUCAUGGUGGCCAACAGAGGUGAGAUCGCCAUCCGAGUGUUCAGAGCCUGCACCGAGCUGGGCAUUCGAACCGUGGCCGUCUACUCCGAGCAGGACACUGGACAGAUGCACAGGCAGAAGGCAGACGAGGCUUACCUGAUAGGAAAAGGCCUGCCACCUGUUGCAGCAUACCUAGACAUUCCUGACAUCAUCAAAGUGGCCAAGGAAAACGCCGUGGAUGCGAUCCACCCAGGCUACGGUUUCCUCUCCGAGCGCUCCGACUUCGCUCAGGCCUGUGCGGACGCAGGGGUCAUGUUCAUCGGGCCGUCCCCGGAGACGGUGCGCAAGAUGGGGGACAAGGUGGAGGCUCGCUCCCUGGCCAUCUCUGCAGGUGUACCUGUGGUCCCAGGGACAGACGCCCCUAUCGCCAGCCUGCAGGAGGCGCAGGCCUUCGCCCAGACAUACGGCUUCCCCAUCAUCUUCAAAGCAGCGUACGGAGGAGGUGGUCGCGGCAUGAGGGUGGUCAGAGAGUACGAGGAGCUGGAGGAGAAUUACCAGCGGGCCUACUCUGAAGCCCUGACGGCUUUUGGGAACGGAUCCCUGUUUGUUGAGAAGUUCAUUGAAAAGCCGCGACACAUUGAAGUACAGAUCCUGGGCGAUAAAUAUGGUAAUGUCAUCCACCUCUACGAGAGAGACUGCUCCAUUCAGCGCAGACACCAAAAGGUUGUGGAAAUCGCACCGGCUUUCCAGCUGGACCCCCAUCUGAGAGACCGACUUCACGCUGAUGCUGUGAACCUCGCCAAACAGGUGGGCUACGAGAACGCCGGCACUGUGGAGUUCCUGGUGGACAAACACGGCAAGCACUACUUCAUCGAAGUCAACUCUCGACUCCAGGUUGAACACACGGUCACCGAAGAAAUCACAGAUGUGGACCUGGUGCACGCCCAGCUGCACGUGUGUGAGGGCCGCAGCCUGCCGGACCUCAACCUCAAACAGGACAAGAUCCGGGUGAACGGCUGCGCCAUCCAGUGCAGGGUGACGACCGAGGACCCAGCCAGGGGCUUCCAGCCAGACACCGGCAGGAUUGAGGUCUUCCGAAGCGGUGAAGGUAUGGGCAUCCGUCUGGACAGCGCCUCCGCCUUCCAGGGCGCUAUCAUUUCACCUCACUACGACUCCCUGCUGGUCAAAGUCAUCGCCAGCGGGAAGGACCUGCAUACAGCGUCCUCCAAGAUGAGCCGAGCGCUGGCCGAGUUCAGAGUGCGAGGGGUCAAGACCAACAUCCCGUUCCUCCAGAACGUUCUGUCCAACCACCAGUUCCUCCACUCCACCGUGGACACCCAGUUCAUCGACGAGAACCAGGAGCUCUUCAACCUCAAACCCACCCAGAACAGAGCCCAGAAGCUCCUGCACUACCUGGGUCAUGUGAUGGUAAAUGGACCAACCACCCCCAUCCCAGUCAAGGCUAAGCCCUCCUCCACUGACCCCGUCAUCCCUCCCGUCACUAUGGGCGACCCUCCCGUUGGUUUCCGUGACGUGCUGCUGCGUGACGGCCCUGAAGGAUUCGCUAAGGCCGUCCGUGCCCACCAAGGUCUGCUGCUGAUGGACACCACCUUCAGGGACGCCCACCAGUCGCUCCUGGCCACCAGGGUUCGGACCCACGACCUGAAGAAGAUCUCGCCGUUCGUCAGCCACAGCUUCAGCAACCUUUUCAGCCUGGAGAACUGGGGAGGUGCUACCUUUGAUGUGGCCAUGCGCUUCCUGUCUGAGUGUCCAUGGAAGAGGCUCCAGGAGCUGAGAGCUUUGAUCCCAAACGUUCCUUUCCAGAUGCUGCUGAGAGGCGCCAACGCCGUGGGCUACACCAACUACCCUGACAAUGCUGUCUUUAAGUUCUGCGAGGUGGCCAAGGAGAACGGCAUGGACAUCUUCCGCGUGUUCGAUUCCCUGAACUACCUGCCGAACAUGCUGCUGGGCAUGGAGGCAGCUGGAGCGGCGGGCGGCGUGGUGGAGGCGGCCAUCUCGUACACGGGCGACGUCUCUGACCCGAUGAGGCAGAAGUACUCCCUGGACUACUACCUGAAACUUGCAGAUGAGCUGGUCAAAGCUGGGACGCACAUCCUGUGCAUCAAGGACAUGGCCGGCCUGCUGAAGCCAGAGAGCAGCAGGCUUCUGAUCGGCGCUCUGAGAGACCGUUUCCCAGACGUACCCAUCCACGUGCACACGCACGACACGGCCGGCGCUGGUGUGGCCGCCAUGCUGGCCUGCGCCGAGGCUGGAGCUGACGUGGUGGAUGUGGCCGUGGACUCCAUGGCUGGAAUGACCUCUCAGCCCAGCAUGGGAGCCAUGGUGGCCUGCGCCAAGGGGACCAAGCUGGACACCGGCAUCGCCCUGGAGAAGGUGUUUGAUUACAGUGAAUAUUGGGAGGUAGCCCGAGGCCUGUACGCGCCGUUCGACUGCACUGCCACCAUGAAAUCUGGCAACGCCGACGUCUAUGAGAACGAGAUCCCCGGGGGGCAGUACACCAACCUUCACUUCCAGGCUCACAGUAUGGGACUCGGGAAUAAGUUCAAGGAGGUGAAGAAGGCCUACACUGAAGCCAACAAACUGCUGGGAGACCUCAUUAAGGUGACUCCGUCCUCUAAGAUCGUGGGUGACCUGGCGCAGUUCAUGGUGCAGAACAACCUGACCAGGGCAGAAGUGGAGGAGAGGGCAGAUGAGCUGUCCUUCCCCCUCUCAGUGGUCGAGUUCCUGCAGGGAUACAUCGGGAUUCCACACGGAGGAUUCCCCGAGCCCUUCAGAUCGAAGGUGCUGAAGUCCCUUCCUCGUAUCGAGGGUCGUCCCGGCGCCUCGCUGCCAUCCAUGGACUUCAAGGCCCUGGAGGAGGGGCUCCGAGCUGCACACAGUGAUGACAUCACCCCCGAGGAUGUGAUGUCAGCAGCCAUGUACCCCAAGGUGUUCCAGGAGUUCAAGGAGUUCACCUCUAACUUUGGUCCAGUGGACUGUCUCAGCACCAGGCUGUUCUUGGACGGACCCAAGAUUGCCGAGGAGUUUGAGGUGGAGCUGGAGAGGGGGAAGACCCUCCACAUCAAGGCACUGGCGCUGGGUGACCUGAACAAGGCCGGCCAGAGAGAGGUCUUCUUUGAGCUGAACGGACAGCUGAGAUCUGUGCUGGUCAAAGACACUGUUGCCAUGAAGGAAAUGAAGUUCCAUCCAAAGGCGCAGAAGUCCAUUAAGGGUCAGGUGGGAGCACCGAUGCCUGGAAAAGUCCUGGAGGUCAAAGUGGAGGUCGGAUCCAAGGUGGAGAAGGGUCAGCCGCUGUGCGUCCUCUCGGCCAUGAAGAUGGAGACCGUGGUCAACUCCCCGAUGGCCGGGACCGUUAAGGCGGUCCAUGUCACGGCCGAUGCCUCCCUGGAGGGAGAUGACCUGAUACUGGAAAUCGAGGAGUAGCGUGCGAGGGCAGAGGGAGGGAGGGAGGGAGGGAGGGAGGGAGGCGAGCGUAGCAGCAAUAGUAGGCGGGAGUUAGACAAUCUGAUUCUGGAAAUGGUGAAGUAGAGGAAACACAGCAGUGGCAGCACUGCAAUAUAUUCUGGCCCCCAAUCUGUACAUAUUCUGUUUGGUUACACAUAUCCACACCUGAUGGGUGGUAAGACUAGAUAAUGAUGAUCCUAAAUAAUAUAUUAAAUUGAUAAGAAUUCCUUCUAGAAAUGUACCACUGAUGAAUCUCAUCUGUUCCCUUGCAGUGGUGAUUAGGUCAGAAAGACUCAGUGUAUCUCAGUACAUCUAUUAAAUGUCCAGUCAACUUGUGGAAAAUGACAUUUUAGAGUGACACAACUUUGAAUUGUGAAACAUUCCAUCUCUUCAGCUAGUCUUAACGUGACGUGCUACAGAAUGAACUAACCAUGUGUGACACUAACAGGCUCGUAACAUCUACUUGUAAAUUAACGCAGCAGUUUCCAUUUCUAUGCUCUUGAUGUUGCCUAAUAUAUUCAAAGUGAGUAGCUGAGACUUAAUAUUGAUGACUACUAAAUGUUUUUCUAUGUAAUCAGCAGGGUACAGACAAAGAAGGAGAGACUCUGAGGAAGCAUUACCGAAUCGUUUUUUUCAUAUAGAAACAGCAUUUUCAUCUUUACAGCAUGCUCACCUUGUGUAUUUUUAAUCUCACAUUAGUCACAGCGCGCACUCAGGAUGUGCAAUCAUUUUUUGGUAAAGUAAAAAAAAACACUACAAUAUUUUUGUUCAACCAGUUUUAGAUAAGAAUGUUUUCACAGUUGUAAGCACAAAAAAAGCAAGUGGCACAAUUUUAGGUUGGCGGGACACAAGUACACAUGCCAGAAAUGUGUCCUGUUACUGUAUCAGUAAUAGGAGUUUGGGUUUUUUGGAAAGGUCUGCACUGAUGUUGGAAAUGUUCACCCAUUCACACCUGUCUUUAAAAUCCCAAAGCAGAAGCACUGACAUGAAGCGGUCAGCCAUGUUGUAAACACCUGAUCAGCUGCAGGGGGGGCCACUGACACUAAUUUGGCUCCGUCUCCUGUGUCGUUUCAGAGGCGUGAAGUCGGUCUUUAAGGCCUUUUUCGUGUCCCUGGGUUAACGCUGGAGGAGUCAGAGGAGCAGUUCCACCCUGUCUCCUCAGAACCAGGCAGACAUUAUGAUGAAUGGUCUUCUGUCUGCAUGGGGAUUUUAAUGCUAGGUGUAAAUGGGAUUACAUGGUGGUGUAAUGGGAGGCAUGUGGUGUUAUUUUCUGAGGCUCAGCUGAUUAAUUUAUGAAUUAAUUCUCUGUCAAAUGAUGUGAAAUUAGCCGGUCUAAUAAGAGACUCUAGAGACUCCCAGUAGCAGGCUCGGCUUUAUAUUCCAAGCGUGCAUGUGUGUGUGUGUGUUUGCAUAAAUGAGCCUAACUGUGUGGAUGUGUAUGUGCCAGCAAAUCUUAAGACUAAAGUCAACCAGUCUCCAUAAUGCUGCACCUCCAGAGCUAAAAACACAGUCUAAAAGAAAUGAAAUAUUCAUACGCACGCGCGUCGAUGCAGAAUAUUCACGCUUACACUCCCGGCCCUCGAGUGCUGCCCCGAUCACAAGAAAACAAAACCAGAUACACUGCACGCUGCUGUGGCGACAUCCACAUAGUAAUACUGUAUCCAAAACAAUUAACAGCAGUGCAGCAACGACCUCACUCACUUUCUAAUCAUGUAGUGAAACACGGAAUUAAACUCUCAAGAUUCCACUUUGUCAGCUGCAUGCCUUUGAAUUAUUUAAAGGAAACGUACGCUGAAUUGAAUGUUUCGGCUCUCUGACCGCUGAAAGUAGACGGCGAACAAGCAGGAAACAAAUUAGCUUGCAUAUCAAUUACUGUAGGAACAGGAAGUGUCACAUUCUCCUCGCAAUACAAUGAGGCAUGCAGUGUUCAGGACAGCGAGCCCGAAAAGAGACAACAACAAGUCACUUUCCCAAAAGCUCUGUGCACGUUUGACAGAAUCCAUCGAUCCAAACACAAAAUUAAAGUAUCGUUUGGUACUUGACUGGAUUGUUUCCAGCGUUUUUGCUCCAUUACCUCUGAGAAUCAGCCUCCUUUUGAACCAUGCGUCGGUACUGAGCAGCUUAAUUAGGAUGCUGCUGUGCCCACUGCCAUGCCUCGCUGUGUCUCCUUACUUUGUCGAUCUGUUGAAAGACAUGGAGAUGAAUGAGUGUUUUUGAUAAGCCCAUGCACAAUACAUGUACAGUCCAUCCUCCUCUCCUUAUUAGCUUUCCCGGCCUCGUCUAUCCAUCUAACCUGCCAUCUUUUCAUCAUGUUAUCCUCUCCCUUCUCUCAACCGUAGAAAUUUGCACAUGUAAGGUGAUGGCAUCGACUCAUGCAAUAAUGUAGAACUGUACCGUAGUGUUUCUCUGUGUAUUAGCCAGCAGUGAUUAUAUCAGCCACGCUUUUUGACAAUGUGCUGCUGUUCAGCGUCUGAAGCAGAAUAAACCUUGAGAAAAUGUACACAGCUGAAAACAGUUAUUUGUUCCAGAGGGGGAUAUAUAACGUUGACCUAUUCUUGAGCUCAUGCUAUCAAGAGGUGAACUGUUGCAGAAUGUAUGAAAAUAGGAUCUGUGACAUUUAUUUUCUUUUACCAUUUUCCUUUGUGUGCUCGUAUGAAUCAGGCUGUUUAUUCACCCUCCUAGUUUAGCAGAUGCAAAAACUGCCUGCAGCUUCAAAAUGUGUCUGUGGAAUCUGCAUCAAAAGGGUUUGCCAUUUGUCCAGUUUUGUUUCAUUUUCUUAUUUCUGAAUAAUCCAGCUAUGAAUUAAAAAGCAUUUAGUUCAAUCAUUUUGAUUCAUUUAAGUAGUUUACAUUUACUUGUUUAAGUCCUAGGAAAGAGUGAGCUGGAGCGCACAAAAAGGGAAACAAAUAGCAUCAAAUGAAAGUGAUAAUUGUCCUUGUUCUAUCUGUGCUGACAAAUAAAUAAAGAUAACUAUAACUGGA
Messenger RNA from Acanthopagrus latus (yellowfin seabream), 6542 nucleotides. RefSeq names its product pyruvate carboxylase, mitochondrial-like. Gene Ontology annotation, molecular function: metal ion binding; ATP binding; pyruvate carboxylase activity. Bases 1 to 3540 code for a protein of 1179 amino acids. The record is from RefSeq and is a predicted model, not a curated record. NCBI's taxonomy places the organism in Eukaryota, Metazoa, Chordata, Actinopteri, Spariformes, Sparidae. The transcript is spliced from 26 exons. Gene Ontology annotation, cellular component: cytoplasm. Gene Ontology annotation, biological process: gluconeogenesis; pyruvate metabolic process.